UCGUCGAAUAUGGGCGCAGUGGUGAGCUCGGCGAGGUAGUCGCCUCCGGGUUCGAGCAUUGCGCCAGAGCGCUCAUAAGAAUGGUGAUGUCAAGAGUCCGCCUAAGAGAGCAUGCGGCAGCGGGCAAUGGCGAUUGCGAUUUGGGGUCCUGGCGAGUGGCUGCACUGUGCAGUCUCCGGUGCAGAGGAGAUUGGAGCGCAGAGCAGACGCUUGCUCAGGCCGGAAUGGGGGGAGAGGUCAGGUGUUUUCAGGGUUGCGGUGAGGAAAGCCCAGAUGGGAAGUGACAACACGAAGAGCGGGACAGAAAGCUUGAGAGUUCCCCACCACGGCAGCCGCCAGCGCCAGCAGCCAGCCGCUGGCCACCGCCGCCGAAACUCCCAGGCGCCGCAAUCCGGCUCAUGCGCAGCCGCGGCCAUGACCUCCAUUUUGGCGCCUGGGCGCUUUCUCAUUUCGCCGCUCAAAACGAAACCAAACAAUCUGGCAUUGCGGAGCGUUGACUUCAGUAAUGCUCGUCGCCGGGCGCGCCUGCCGCAGUACUCAGCGGCCGCCUGCCCUCCAGCGUGCCCGUGCAGCAUCCGCCGACCGCCCAAGGUCCCGCGCCCGCCCACCGGUCGAUAGGGCAGUUCUCGUGAUCUGAUAUCAGUCGCCCGCUCGCCGAGUCCGC
Messenger RNA from Trematosphaeria pertusa, 664 nucleotides. RefSeq lists its product as uncharacterized. NCBI's taxonomy places the organism in Eukaryota, Fungi, Ascomycota, Dothideomycetes, Pleosporales, Trematosphaeriaceae. The record is from RefSeq and is a predicted model, not a curated record. The transcript has a single exon. The coding region runs from base 112 to 618 and encodes 168 amino acids.